This is a messenger RNA of Cetraspora pellucida, 462 nucleotides long. The record is from the annotation of a GenBank genome assembly. NCBI's taxonomy places the organism in Eukaryota, Fungi, Glomeromycota, Glomeromycetes, Diversisporales, Gigasporaceae.
AUGUUAUCCAAAGCAGCCAAACCACAUUGGGCAGCACGAUGGGAACCUUCUUCUACUUUUGCCAAUGCUCAUUUUCCUAACGAUGCAUUCUUUAACGACAAUGGAGAAGCAAUUGGAAGAGGGUGGUAUGAAUCGAGUUUACAACUUGGACGUGUUGUAAUUGGUAGAGGAUUGAUUAUUGGGUAUGGUGGUAAAGAGAUCGUUCUUGAAGAUUAUGAAAUACUUUGUGGUAAUUUUGAAUACUUCCAGUGGAUUAGGCGUCAUGGACCCUAUAAGCCAGCGUUAUGGGUUGUGCCUCUUGAAGCAGGUCACGAAUCGGAUCAACGUGAAUUAUAUGUAGCAAGAACGCUGCAUAAUGGUCAUUAUAUUUAUGGAAAAGCCGGUUGGCAGGGAAUGAGUUAUGCUGUUGACGGCCGAGAAUUUUGUGCAAAAGAUUACGAAAUAUUGACCAUUGGCAGAUGA